Manis javanica (Malayan pangolin) is the source of this 1063-nucleotide messenger RNA. The record is from RefSeq and is a predicted model, not a curated record. NCBI's taxonomy places the organism in Eukaryota, Metazoa, Chordata, Mammalia, Pholidota, Manidae.
CUACCCCUGCCGCUGGACGGCGCCUUCGAGCCCGCCUUCCUCCGCAAGCGCAACGAGCGCGAGCGGCAGCGGGUGCGCUGCGUGAACGAGGGGUAUGCGCGCCUCCGAGACCACCUGCCCCGGGAGCUGGCGGACGGGCGCCUCAGCAAGGUGGAGACGCUCCGCGCCGCCAUCCGCUACAUCAAGAACCUCCAAGAGCUGCUGGAGCGGCACGCCCAGGGGCAGGAGGGCCCGGCCGACGCCGGCUCCCCGCGCAGGGCCGAAUGCAACAGCGACGGCGAGUCCAAGGCCUCGUCGGCGCCUUCUCCCUGCAGCGAGCCGGAGGGCGCGACCAGCUAGCGAGCGCCGCCCCGGCCCGGCCCCCCGCGCCCGCUGCACUGCACGCGUCUGCAGGCUGGUCUAAGAUGCUGUCCGAAGGUGGUUUGCAUUUUUCUAGUGUUAUUUUUUCUCCAGGACCAAGUCUUAGGAAAAGGAAAUGAAUGUUGGAGGGAGUAAAUGUGUUUUGACGUUCUGGUUGGGUCCCCACCCUUCCUCCUGUUGGUUUUGUGCCUGCAACCUCAAGGUGCUUUUUAAGGAAACUCUCCCUGUGCUUCUCAAAUGCAAACUGUAACUGUAUCAGUCUGAGCAACUCAUUCGAAAAAAACCAUUAUGCUGAAAACUCAAAGGGCAAUCAACAAGAAUUUCCCACAGUCAGCGGGGUAAAUUAUGUACAAAAAUAAUUGAAAUAAUUUAACCAAAGAAGAGCUUUCCAAAAAUUCCUUCCUUUGGGAAUUACAUUCGAAGGUUGACUGACACCAUCCUUUGGGUGAAGGUGACUCCAAGUGGACAGUCGAGAACCCACUGACCGGGGCCUGCUGCUGGGUCAGUUUGUGCUGUUGACUGAAUUUGUCAAUGGCGAUACUAGAGAAGACGCUCUGUCUGUGAUACAUACUGUUUUAUCAGAAAGUGGCCAAUUGGAAACAUCACCGCUGUUAGCAGAUAAUAAUGUUAUGUUAGUGUUAAAGAUUUAUUUGGAAGAGAACUCAGAUUUGUAUGAAAACUUAUUUUUCCUCUCGGUUAUUUU